Messenger RNA from Cornus florida, 1700 nucleotides. Its product is annotated as transcription factor TCP23-like. Gene Ontology annotation, cellular component: nucleus. The record is from RefSeq and is a predicted model, not a curated record. The transcript has a single exon. Gene Ontology annotation, molecular function: DNA-binding transcription factor activity; sequence-specific DNA binding. The coding region runs from base 318 to 1478 and encodes 386 amino acids. NCBI's taxonomy places the organism in Eukaryota, Viridiplantae, Streptophyta, Magnoliopsida, Cornales, Cornaceae.
AGGUCCCCACCUGCCACCACACCCCACUUGGACCCCAAUCCCAACCCACCUAAUACUCAUCCCCUCUUUCUCUCUCCAGCUUUGGAGACUACUCUCCCUCUCCUAUUGUACUCUCUCUCUCUUGACAGCAGUCAACCACAAAGAAUGAUCAAGAACCCCACCUUUGUGCAGUUUGGCUGAAAAUAUUUGUAACAACUUAAUCUCCAAGUUUCUCUCUCCUCUUUUUCUCUCUCUCUAACCGGGUCCUUCUUCAAUUGGGCAAUAUUUGUUUGAAUCGUGAACAAGUUUGUCACAAGACCCCAUAUGAAAAAAAAUUCAUGGAGUCACAGAGCAAUAACCAAAGUGUUACUACUACUACUAGUGGCUCAGACCACCAUGUCCACAGACAACAAACGGUUCGACCUGAACCGGGACCUGGGUCCGGUCCGGCCCCAGACCAUGGUCCAUUCAUGGGCUCCAUCUCAGAAUCACCUUUCUUCUCAUCAGACAACACCAACUCUGCUUCCACAAAAGUAGUCGCCAAGAAACCCUCCAAGGACCGCCACACCAAGGUCGACGGCCGUGGGAGGCGCAUCCGCAUGCCGGCCAUGUGCGCCGCCCGGGUCUUCCAGCUGACCCGGGAAUUGGGUCACAAGUCCGACGGGGAGACCAUCGAGUGGCUACUCCACCAUGCGGAGCCGGCGAUUAUCGCCGCCACCGGCACGGGCACGAUUCCGGCCAAUUUCUCGACCCUCAACGUCUCGCUCCGUAGCGGUGGCACCACCAUCUCAGCUCCGCCGACGAAGUCGGCCCCGCUCUUUGUCCACGGCAGCGGCGCCACCAUGUUGGGUUUCCAUCAUCAGCUCUCCGGUGGCGGUUAUGGAGAAGACUCGAGUGAGAAUUACAUGAAGAAGAGGUUCAGAGAAGAUUUGUUCAAAGAAGACAUUCAUCAAACAGUUGAUAGAAGUGGUGCAACCUCGCCUUCCGGAGCUAAACUAGAGAGAACCGUAAUUCAAGACCAAGAACCGGGUUCGGACCCAAAACCCGGUUCAGUUCAGCCAACGAGCUUCAUCCCAGCUCCGGCUAUGUGGGCCGUGGCACCGGCCACCACGAAUGGCGGCAGCGCUUUCUGGAUGCUGCCAGUGAGUGGUGGCGCCACUGCGGUGUCCACUGUGGGGACCGGCCAGCUGGAGCACCACAUGUGGCCGUACAAGGCAUCACCCGUGCAGAGAAUGGGUGGUUUCGAGUUCCCGGGCGGGGGCCGGUUCAGUCCGGUUCAACUCGGACCAAUGGUACUGCAACAGCCUCAGCCGGUUCAGCAGCUGGGAUUAGGUAUCUCAGAGACUACAAACAUGGGAAUGUUAGCAUCCAUUAAUGCAUAUAAUAACAGUGGUGGUGGUGGUAGGGUUGAUUUAGGUAUGAAUUUGGAUCAUCAUCAUCAUCAAAAUCAACCUCAAGCUAGUGACAGUGGUGAUGAAAACCCUAAGGAUUCUCAAUGAUUUCAUGUUAAAUACCACUUUCAAUCUUUUUUUUUGAAUGUAACUAUGUUAAAUCUUUUGAUGGUCUCUUUUAGUCUAUGGUUUGUGGUUUCCUUUUUGUGUUAUUUAUUUUUGGCUUCCUUUGGACCAACCACUAGGGAUUGUUGCCUUUGUUAAUGGAAAAAGUGGAGUAUGUUCAUUUGGGAUGUGAAUGACAUCAAAGCCCAAAUUUUCCUUCCUCAA